Messenger RNA from Macrobrachium nipponense, 2973 nucleotides. RefSeq names its product V-type proton ATPase subunit S1-like. The transcript is spliced from 10 exons. The coding region runs from base 59 to 1339 and encodes 426 amino acids. Lineage: Eukaryota; Metazoa; Arthropoda; Malacostraca; Decapoda; Palaemonidae. The record is from RefSeq and is a predicted model, not a curated record.
AAGUGACAAUUGUUGUGACUUCUGCUAUAGCUGGUGUCGGGUGACUCGGGUCUUCAAAAUGACGGGUGUUCGGGUGUUAUCUGUUUUCCUGACUUUAUGCCUUUGUGGUUUUUCUGUUGCUAAGGAUCAUGUCCCAGUGCUUAUUUGGAAUCCAAAUCAGCAUCAAGGAGGUGUUCCUUCAGUGUCAGCUUUACAACACAUCAGUUAUGCAACUUUCAAUGCCAAGUACUUAGCUUCAUUCAAACCAAACAAUAUUCUACUCUUUCUUCAGGAUGCAUUGAGUAUUGAAGAUUUGACUGGUCACACAUCUGAACUUCACCAUGUCAAGGAAUGGAUGGAGAGUGGUCAUUCACUCUUCUUACCCAAUGUUGAAGAUGCAGCACGCUUGGUUCAUGAUCUGCCGGCUCAUGGCUAUAAUGUACUAAAACUGGAUCAUGAUGCUGGACUGAGUAUGAAACAAGAGGAUAAGAAUUUGGUUGUGGUUGAACUUCCUUCAACAGAAACGAAUCCAAGUAGGCGUCGUGCUUUGCAGAAAGCAGAUGAGGUGAUGGAAAAUGUCAUUUCCAAGAUAGGGAAGCAGAGGGAUUUCACCAUAAUCUUCACUGGAAAGAAACCUUCUGUGGAUGAACGUAAUGAUCAAUAUGACCAACGAAUUCGUGUUUCGCGCUCUCUUCAGGCAGUACAAGAAACUAUUAAUGUGACUGGAUAUCAUUUUUCUGAAUGUACCAAGAUGUAUUUGAGGCAAAACUUAACAGUACUCAUGCCAAAAGAUGGAACAAAGGUGCCUUAUAUGAUUGAUGAAAACAGCAGCUUAUCCAACAAUACUGGCGACUGUCGAACUGACUUUAACAGUCUUCAUGUGAAGUACUUCAAUAUUGAUAUUGGUGGUACAACUUAUUCCAAGGUUUAUGUGACGUACAAUUUCCAGUUAAAGAGGGGCCCUUCAUGGGUUCUUGAAAGUGUAUCUAUUAGUACUGACACUGAAGUUGCUAAUCAGUUCUUCUCAUUGGAAACUCCCAUGGAUUCUGUUCCCAAGGGCAUGUCCUUUGCUUGCUCAGAGAAAUUUGUUUUUAAAGCAAAUGGUACUUUCUUGGGCGUCGACAAUGUUGAACUAGUGUUGGAGCGUUUUCAGAUGGAGGCCUUCAACAGGGGAGACAAAUUUGGUGGGGCAUGGGACUGUGUGGGCUUCUUUACAGUUCCCAUUUGGUGUGGUCUGCUGUCAACACUUAUCUUGGUGAUCAUUCUUACUAUGGGAUUAUUUAUGUUGAGUGACAUCAAGACCAUGGAUCGAUUUGAUGAUCCUAAAGCCCAGCCUCUCAAUGUUCCAGCCGCUGACUAAACAACUAAAGAAAAAGUAGCCCUUGCAUAAGGGUUUUGUCAAGAGUAAUGAAAUUAAGUUAUUGAAUUUUGUCACAGUUUAGAGAACAAAUAUGAAUAAGCUGAUUGUUGCAGUUUUCCAAAAGAGAAAUCUAAUGAGCCAUUUGCUAGUUACCUACUGUUUGUCAUUACUUGAAUUGUAGUGUUUACAUAUCUUGUUAAAGAAAUAAUACAGCAUAAACAUUGAAGGAUGUUUUGCCCUAACAGCAGUGCUUAGUAUAGCAUGGAAUUUAGAUUAAAUAAUUAAUACUUAAUACUAUUACUGUCAAUAGGUAAUACCUGUAUGUACAUAAGAUUGUUAAUUGUGUUAAAAGAGCUCACUGUAGUCCCAUGUAUUCUGAAUUUGUAUAAUUACAGAGAGGGAAGCACAGUUAAUUAAGUCUCAAGUCAUGUUAAUUGCUGCUAAAAGAUAUUGUAGGCCUUGUUAUUCAUUCUAAAGUAUGUUUUAUCAUAAAUAACAGCUUCUGUCAUCGGCUGUCAACAUAAAACCAUUUAUAGUUACUUCCAAAUAUACCCAAAUUUCAUAUUAGCCAGCAAGGUCUGAAUUAUUUUGUCGUCUUUGUACUAAGUAUUGGUCAGCUGUUGUAAACAGACUGUGUGUGUGUUAAGCCCCGUCCACACGGUCGAUGUUUGCCCGACAGACUUUGUUUUAUGUGACGUCAGAAGCGGAGAAACAGCGGAUCAGGUUCUGACUUUUCCUGCUUCUGAGGUCACAUCGAACAAAGUCUGUCAGGCAAAGUUCAAUGAGUGGACAGGGCUUUAUUGUUUUAUAUGGAGUAGCUUUAUGUUUGUGCUCAAAUGGUCAAAAUUUAAGUAAAGGCCAUAGUAAGUACUAAUCUGGAACCUUGGUUUGUACCCUUUUAAUGUAGUACAGUAGUUACAGGAUAUUAAAAGUAAUGUUCUUCAAAUCUCAAAAUUAUAUAUUUUUACUUUUAAGACUGAAUACUAGUUAAAAAAUUUAACAUAGUAAUAGCACAAAUCAGAUUUAUGUAAACUGUAGUGGCAACAAAUAGAUUAAGAAAUUAAAUGAUUUCAGAAUACUCUUGUAUGUUGGCCAUUCAACACCCUAAUUUUUUCUUUAGAAUUUCUUAGGGAUGGAGUGAGAUUCAGAUGUGGGCACAUGGUUAUAAUCUAUCAUUAGUGGGUGUGAAACAAGUCUUGAAGGUAAUUUAGUUGUUAGUUAAUAUUGUGUGUAAUAAACCAAGGUUUCCCAAGUUUUGUUCUAAAUUGAAGAAGGAGAAGCUGCUUUCUAAUUAAGAGUGCUAAGUACUGAACAGUUAGACAAAGAACCCACUUCUCUUUAACCAUUGCCAUUUCAUUUACUUCAGUGGGAAAAUGAUAUAAAAAUUGUCUCAUUUUUCCAUCAGAGUAAUUGUGAUUUUUCAACACCAUGAAACUGAAGAUUAUAGUUUUAACUUGUAAAUAUGUUACUGUGAUUGUGUAUAUAUAUACAUAUAUAUGUAUCAGGUCUUUUUAAUAUUCAGUUGCUCUAUAUGAAAGGAUCUGUGAAGAAGAAUUACAUUCCAGAAUAAAGAAAUGAGUGUAUGUAUGUAAAUGUUCAAGAAUGUAUAGUUAAAUAAAGGUGUUAAGGUGUCA